AUUUGCCUGGCUGCACUGUCUCCACUUAGUUCUGCACCAUGAAGAUCGUUACCUGGAAUAUAAAUGGCAUCAGGACUUUCAGAGGAGGCAUUAAAAAGGCUCUUGAUUCACUUGACGCAGAUAUUAUCUGUGUUCAAGAGACAAAAGUCACAAGAGACUUGCUCGAUGAAAGAACUGCCAUUGUUGACGGCUACAACUCCUAUUUCAGCUUCAGUCGAGGACGCAGCGGUUAUUCAGGUGUUGCUACCUACUGCAAAGACAGUGCCGCUCCAUUUGCUGCUGAGGAGGGUCUCACAGGGCUGCUGACUAACCAUGAAGGGGCUGUUGGAUGUUAUGGUGACCAGGCUGAGUUCUGUGGCGAGGAGCUGCAGCUUUUGGACAAUGAAGGACGGGCAGUUAUCACACAGCACAGGAUCAUGUGUCAGGACAAAGAACAAACUGUGACUAUAAUCAAUGUGUACUGUCCACGGGCUGACCCUGAGAAGCCGGAGCGAAAGCGGUUCAAACUGCAGUUCUACAAGUUGCUUCAGAGUCGGGCUGAAGCUAUACUGAAAGAUGGCAGCCACGUGAUUGUUUUAGGAGAUGUAAACACAUCUCACCGGCAAAUAGACCACUGUGACCCCAGUGAUAAUGAUGAUUUUGAUGAAAACCCUGGGAGGAAGUGGCUGAAUGGCUUUUUGUACAGUGGCAGACAAGAAGAGGACGAGAAUGAGGAGGAACAUGAAGGAGAAUCUGAGGUAACAUCAACAGAUCCCAACCACGGUGGAAAAUUCAUGGACACCUUUCGCUAUUUCCACCCAACUCGCACCAGCGCCUUCACAUGCUGGUCCACUCUCACUGGAGCGCGGCAGACCAACUAUGGCACGCGCAUCGACUACAUAUUCGCUGACUGCCAGCUCGCAAAGGAGCAGUUUGUUGCAGCAGACAUCAUGCCAGAGGUAGAGGGGUCAGACCACUGCCCCGUGUGGGGGGAACUGAGCUGCUCACUCCUGCCGAGCUCCAAGCCUCCUCCCCUCUGUACACGCUACCUGCCAGAGUUUGCUGGCAAACAGCAGAAACUCUCCCGCUUCUUUGUGAAGGUGGACCAAAAAUCAGCUCAGUCUGAGCAGAGCGAUGCAUUACCUGGAUCUCAGGAAGAGCAGGAGAGGAGGGAGAAUUUAAACCCAUCCGGAGCAGGAAACACCUCUGGCAAAAAACGGUUAUUAACAUCAGACUCUGUUGUCCCCAAGGGGAAAAAGACGAAGACAGUUAAGACAUCUUCAAAGCCACAGGGCAGCCUCCUUUCCUUUUUCAAACCUAAACCCACAAAUGUCAUUUCCUCUACUGAAGCCUCUGUCAGGCAGUGUGAAAACACACCCAGCAUGGACAAAGAUACCUCAUCACAGAACCCCAAAGAGGCAUCCUCAGUCACAGGCAGCGUCCCUGAAGACACUGACCUUGUGCCUGAUAAUUCAUCGCAGCUGUGCAGCAGUGGCAACACACAGGAAAAAGACAAACAGAUAGAGACAAAACAUUUAACCUCACAGCCAACAGUGGGAAACUCAAACACCAAGAAAGGGGCAUCAUCAGUGUUUUGGAAGUCAGUGCUUCAUGGACCACCCCCGCCACCCUCCUGUAAGGUCCACGGGGAACCCUGUGUGCUUCGUACUGUGAAAAAAGAGGGGCCGAACAUGGGCAAACAGUUCUUUGUGUGUGCCCGUCCUCAGGGACAUGCCUCCAACCCUGACGCUCGCUGUAACUUCUUUUUAUGGGUUGAGAAGGGGAAGUGACAUGUUUACUGUUCCAACCACUGUUUUUUUCCCUUUAGCUCACACAAGCACUGUAAGGCUGCUACAGACCUCUCAUCAUUUCACAGAUUUUAAAUGUUGACUGUAUUUUUUUCUUUGUUAAAUAAUAAAAGACGGUAGUUUUCUAUUA
Epinephelus lanceolatus (giant grouper) is the source of this 1917-nucleotide messenger RNA. It is a transcript of the gene apex2, whose product is annotated as APEX nuclease (apurinic/apyrimidinic endonuclease) 2. Gene Ontology annotation, biological process: base-excision repair. NCBI's taxonomy places the organism in Eukaryota, Metazoa, Chordata, Actinopteri, Perciformes, Serranidae. Gene Ontology annotation, molecular function: phosphoric diester hydrolase activity; endonuclease activity; double-stranded DNA 3'-5' DNA exonuclease activity. The record is from RefSeq and is a predicted model, not a curated record. Gene Ontology annotation, cellular component: nucleus.